Molecule: messenger RNA, 3370 nt
Organism: Patella vulgata (common limpet)
Lineage: Eukaryota; Metazoa; Mollusca; Gastropoda; Patellidae
Product: protein Wnt-16
Exons: 4
Coding region: 132-1211 (359 amino acids)
Biological process (GO): multicellular organism development; neuron differentiation; cell fate commitment
Cellular component (GO): extracellular region
Molecular function (GO): frizzled binding; cytokine activity
Source: RefSeq, a predicted model, not a curated record
CUUUCAACACUGACGGGAUGUAUCAUUUGCUCUGAUAGAUAGCUAGGAAUAUCAAUACAUUCGAUGUGGUUUUACACCCAAACUGGAUUAAUACCGUAACCAUCAAGUAGGAAUGUGUGUGUGAAAAAAAGAUGGCAUAUUGCCUGUUGCCGACACGGCACUGGAUAUUAAGAAUAAUUUUACUUUUUCUGUUUUUAACAGAAUGCCAGGUUCUGGCUAUUGCUUGGAUGUCUCUAGGUGUUGCUUCCCUAGCAGGAUCUUUGCAAAAAGAUGACUGUGAAAUACCUGGCCUUGUUAUUCAACAGAAAGAAGUGUGCUUGAAAAAUCCAGAAUCUGUUUAUUGUAUCGGUGAAGGUGCUCGACGUGGAAUCAUAGAAUGUCAAAAACAAUUUAAAUUUGAAAGAUGGAAUUGUACUCUUGUAGGAAAUCAGACAGUUUUUGGACACGUUCUUAGUAAAGGAACCAGAGAAACUGCUUUCAUUUAUGCCAUAUUGAGUGCCGGGGUAGUGCAUUCUGUGACGCAAUCGUGUAGUGCGGGAAAUUUAACAGACUGUUCUUGUGACAUGAGUCGCUAUGGACAAGACAAUAAAGGAGAGGGCUUCCAGUGGGGUGGAUGCUCCGAUAAUGUAGACUAUGGCUUAAAAUUUAGCCAAGGUUUUGUGGACGCCCCAGAGAUAGUGCGACACGAAGACUCUAGGGAUAUACGCAAUUUGAUGAAUUUACAUAAUAAUGAAGUGGGUAGAAAGAUCAUACAAAAAAAUAUGCAGCUGCGAUGUCGCUGCCAUGGUGUUUCUGGUUCUUGUGCGGUUAAAACAUGUUUCCGAAGUCUACCAAGCUUCUAUCACGUGGGCUUAGAUUUGAAGGACAAGUAUGAAAAUUCUGUGAGAUUAGCCAGACGUUCUCGAAAGAAGUUGCGCAGAAAAGACAAAUCCAAAAGAAAAAGCGCCAUUACGAGUGAGGAGUUGGUGUAUGUUCACCGUUCACCCAACUACUGCAAAGAAGACGUUAAACGCGGCAUAUUCGGCACAAGAGGACGGGUGUGCAAUAGGACCUCCCCAACGGAGGAAAGUUGUGAUCUAUUAUGUUGUGGUCGGGGAUAUAAUACUCAGGUAGUGAAAUAUGUCGAAAGAUGCCACUGUAAGUUCUUCUGGUGUUGCUACGUCAAAUGUAAAACGUGUGAAACAAUGAUGGAUAUUCAUACGUGCAAAUGAUCGGAAGAACUGCUUACAAGUAUGUGCUCUACGGUGUAAACACCACAGCAAGGUGAUUCGAGAAAAAAUUCAAAUGUUUUUGUGAUCAAGUUAUAUAAUAAGUUAUUUGCAGAACGCUAUCAAAACGAGGAGGACACAGAAAUAAGCAAGGAUUUACGUUGAGAUAGACGGGCGAAUUUUGAUGUGCUUAACUCAACUUCAAUAAAGAUAGUAAUUGACAUUUCUUUCAGUUAAUUAAGAAAAUGUAUUAUAUAUUGAAUUAGACGCACAUCGUUGGUCAGACAAAACGUUAUUGCAAGGGAUAUUAACAGCAGCAUGCAAGAAACUAAUGGGGGGUCCGCCUUAAUAUCUCAGAUUCUAGAAGCAUUAGAGUUUGACCUACACAAUAACGAAGUACAGGGCCAAUUAGGAUAAUGUGUGCUUUUAUCAGUCAAUUUAUUAUAUACAUAAAUAUAUACUAGAUUUACCUUUAUUUAUUAACAUUAACGUCGACUGAUAAAGAUCCGCAUAUCUCUAUUUUAUUGACACUAUUGGACCUUUUUAUUGGUACCAUAUAAAUUGAAUACUCGUGGCUAUAUUAUUAAAGUACACUCACCGUUUUAAUGGAAAAGGAGUACAUAUACUGCCGUGUAGCCUUUGACGAUAAUAAUUAUGAUUAAAUAUUAUUAGUUUUAUGAAAAUAUUUCAUACACGUUGUCUUGUUUUAGAAAGUAUAUAGUAUUAUCAUAUAUUUAAUACGCGAUUUAUUGCAAGUAAUGUGAUGAAAUGAUAUGCCAUAAUAAAUUAUAAUUUCAAAUUAUCUGUUCAAGGCAGAUUUUUGCCCCUCCAACUACAUUGUAUUUAGUUUUAUGUUCAUUUAAGGCGAAUCACGGGUAAGGACGUUGCACUCUUGGCCAACCAAGUGCUUCACUUAUAAUUGAGCACUCUUCCAAAUUACUGUCUGUCGCCAAACUACGCCUAUCUACUCUUUUUAUUGCCCCUAAUUAAUGGAAUUGCUGAAGUAGUAAGAGAAAUUAUACCCGGCCUAGUUUAGGACACCCGUAAACAGUUUGGCAGCGAUAGUGUCAUUGGUUGUAGAAAGAGUAAGAAUAAGCUUGCCUAUAACCCUUAAUCAUUAUUCAUUUCAUAUAUACCUGUAUAGAAGUGAAGUAUAAAUUAAUAUAACCUACCAUAAGUAAAAUAGAUAUAUAUAAAAUAUCUGCCGCGAUCUGUAUAUUAUAACCAUGAAGUAGUUGUUAUAUGUUUUUAAAGUAUGAGUGUAUUUAAUGAAUGUGUAUUUUGAAACAAUUAAUGUAUAUAUAGUGCUAGUAACUGUUUAUAAAUAUUGGAGUAGGCCUAUCUAUAUUGGUUUUGUAUAUAAUUAACGUACCGGCAUAUUUCUAUUUGUAGUCUUCUUAUAUAUGUAUUGCAAAAGACGAAUCGUUAAUAUGAACUUUCUUGUCGUUAUCAUCAAACUAUAUUCCAGAAAACUCGACGUUUCUACCUGGGAUUAUACAUGUACUUAAUUAAAACUUGUUAUUUUAUAGUAUCUCAAUUAUAUUAAUCUGUUUUAAAGGGACACUAUUACUGUUAAAAAACCUUUUCAUUUUGGCGAGAUUUAAAUAUAUUGGGACAUAUUUGAAGUGUAUUGUGUGCAAACUUGUGUGCCAAUGUCCAGCAAAAAAACCCCCCGCAACUAGUAUAUAGAUACUGCUAUUGUAUUCAGUUCUUAAAUGGUCAUAUUGUGGAGUUUUCCUUGCUCCAUGGGUAUUUUCAAUUAUUACUAUUUCCCCUAGAAAGUGAUAUUGCCUCCUUAACAGAGCAUAUAACAUAUUGUACAGCAUGAAUAAUCCCGAUGGACAAUAUCUGCUUUGAAUAUAAAUAUUAUAAAACAAAUCAUGCCACAUAUAAACGUAGAUUUUUUGGACAUGUUGCCUUUUAUAUUAGUAAAUUCAAAGGUACAUCGGAUUCUUUUUGUACCGUGCAUAGUGACAUUAAUGUAUAUAGCGGCAAUACUCAAAGUUAAGAUAUAUAUUAACUUAACAGCAAUUAACACAUUGAAUUCGAUUUAAUGACAUUUUCUUAUGAAUGUACUCGUAUAGUUUAUUGUGUUUUAUGUCAUAUCUGUUGUCUCUAAGUUUGUCAUGAGAACAUUAUACGAAAUAAAUUCAUAAAUAGAG